Messenger RNA from Erythranthe guttata (spotted monkey flower), 1220 nucleotides. RefSeq names its product WAT1-related protein At1g43650. Lineage: Eukaryota; Viridiplantae; Streptophyta; Magnoliopsida; Lamiales; Phrymaceae. Gene Ontology annotation, molecular function: transmembrane transporter activity. Gene Ontology annotation, cellular component: membrane. The record is from RefSeq and is a predicted model, not a curated record.
AAUCAAAAAAUAAAAAAAAUAAAAAAAUGAAAAUGGAGAAACAAAAGGCAUAUAUUGCAGUGAUAGUAUUGCAGUGCAGCUAUGCAGGGAUGAUAUUAUUCUCAAAGGCAGCUAUGUCUCACGGAAUGAAGCCUUCCGUUUUCGUUUCUUAUCGACAGUCCUUCGCCACCGUUGCCUUGCUUCCUUUUGCUUUCUUCUUCCACAAAAAGGGUUGUGCUCCUCUUACAUGGGCUGGAGCUUUCAAGAUUUUCUUUGUUUCUUCAUAUGGGCUUGCAUUGAGUUUUAACCUAAACUUGGCUGGAUUGAACUAUAUUUCUGCAACAUUUGGUACAGCCAUACUCAGCAUAGUUCCUCCAUUGGUCUUCAUUAUGGCUGUUUGUUUAAGGAUUGAAAACUUAGGCAUAAGAAAGUGGCAUGGAAUGGCAAAGGUAUUUGGUACCAUGCUUUGUCUAUCAGGAGCAAUGGCAUUCACUUUCUACAAGGGCCCACCUUUGUAUUCCGAUUCAUCAAAUCCAACGGCCCACAAUUCUUCUCAAAACAGUACUCGCUCUAAACAGGAUUGGAUCAAGGGCUCUGUUCUCGCCAUUUCCGGCCAAUUCUUUUACGCCAUGUGGCUCACUAUGCAGGCCCCACUUUUGAAACAAUAUCCAGGUAAAUUAAGGCUCACAAUUCUGCAGUGUGGAUUUAGUUCUCUCACAGCAACAAUUUAUGGGGCUGCUAUGGAAAGGAAUUUAUCUUCUUGGAAGCUUGGCUGGAAUAUUGAACUUUUAUCUAUUGCCUAUUGUGGGAUAAUUGUGACAGGAUUAAGUUAUUGGUUGCAAGCUUGGAUCAUAGAGAAAAAAGGUCCUGUUUUUAGUGCGAUUUUCAGCCCUUUAGCACUAAUUUUGGCGGCAAUAUUCUCAGCUGUUUUUCUUAAGGAAACUCUUCACUGGGGAAGUGUUUUGGGUGGUGGGCUGUUGAUUAGUGGGCUUUAUAGUUUUCUGUGGGGUAGAAACCGAGAAGCCCGAAUUGGGGCCCAACAGAAAAUGGAUAGUUCAAUUGAGGAGGCCCGUUUUGACGGCAUCGCCACGUCAGCAUCCCAUGAGAAAGAAAUACAAAUGAUUCCGUGAAUUAAUUAAUUAAUUAAUUAAUGGUGGUUGUAUUUCUUAUAACAUUUUGGGCUGUAAAUUAUAUUGUAUUAUGGUUUGAUUAGUUAAUUAAAGUAUUUGUUAAUUUUUGUC